This is a messenger RNA of Pyrus x bretschneideri (Chinese white pear), 2464 nucleotides long. RefSeq names its product mitochondrial Rho GTPase 1-like. Gene Ontology annotation, molecular function: GTPase activity; GTP binding; calcium ion binding. Gene Ontology annotation, biological process: regulation of mitochondrion organization; small GTPase-mediated signal transduction; mitochondrion organization. The transcript has 15 exons. The coding region runs from base 189 to 2120 and encodes 643 amino acids. Gene Ontology annotation, cellular component: mitochondrial outer membrane. NCBI's taxonomy places the organism in Eukaryota, Viridiplantae, Streptophyta, Magnoliopsida, Rosales, Rosaceae. The record is from RefSeq and is a predicted model, not a curated record.
GAUGGCGAAGACGCACUUCUUCCUUUGAAACUUCCGCACACUUCCUCUCUCACGAAGCAGCCACAGCAACAGCUGCCGCCGCCACCGCCCCCGCCGAUCAGCUAGGGCUCUGGUGGGUUUUAUCGAAUCUUCUCCGACGAAGAAAGAGUUCUCAAAGCCCCCAGCCUAAUCCCCAUUACUUAGUUUCAAUGGCCAAAGUUCCAGCAGGAAACGAUCACCCUGUUGGCCAAACCACAGUCCGAAUUGUUGUGGCCGGAGACCAUGGCACCGGGAAAUCCAGCUUGAUUGUGACUGCUGCCACCGAGAACUUCCCGGCAAAUGUGCCUCCGGUGCUGCCCCCUACAAGGCUGCCUGAAGAUUUCUACCCUGAACGCGUUCCCAUCACCAUUAUCGACACAUCAUCUCGAGCAGAGGAUACUAAUAAGGUUGCUGAAGAGUUGAAACGGGCUGAUGCAGUUGUGCUUACUUAUGCAUGUAAUCAGCCUCAGACACUUGAUCGAUUGAGUACAUUUUGGCUUCCAAAACUUCGUCAACUAGAGGUAAAGGUACCUGUUAUAGUGGUGGGUUGUAAGCUAGAUUUGAGAGAUGAGAACCAACAGGUGAGCCUCGAACAAGUGAUGUCACCAAUAAUGCAACAGUUUCGGGAGAUUGAAACUUGCAUCGAAUGUUCAGCAUAUAAACAUAUUCAGAUUCCGGAGGUUUUUUACUAUGCACAAAAAGCUGUGCUUCAUCCAACGGGCCCAUUAUUCGAUCAGGAAACACAGACUUUGAAGGACCAAUGUGUGCGAGCCUUGAAGCGGAUAUUCAUUCUUUGUGAUCAUGAUAGGGAUGGUGCCCUCAGUGAUGCAGAGCUGAAUGAUUUCCAGGUUAAAUGUUUCAAUGCUCCAUUACAACCUUCUGAAAUUGUGGGUGUUAAGAGGGUCGUGCAAGAAAAAUUACCAGAAGGAGUCAAUGAACAUGGGCUUACAUUGACAGGGUUUCUUUUUCUUCAUGCACUAUUCAUAGAGAAGGGACGUCUAGAGACAACGUGGACUGUCCUUAGGAAGUUUGGAUACAAUAAUGAUAUAAGGCUUGCAGAUGAAUUAAUCCCAUCUCUCCCUAAACGAAGUCCUGAUCAGAGUGUGGAGCUGACAAAUGAGGCAAUUGAGUUUCUGAAGGCUAACUUUGACUUGUUUGACGGUGAUGGUGAUGGGGCCCUCCGACCACGUGAACUUGAAGAACUAUUUUCUACUGCUCCAGCAAGCCCGUUUAGUGAAUUUCCAUCUAAGGAUGCUGCAUUUGGAGGGUUAUCACUUGAUGGAUUUUUGUCACAGUGGGCCCUCAUGACACUUCUAAACCCAGCUUCUACGAUGGAGAAUCUGAUAUACAUUGGUUAUCCUGGUGAGGUUUCAUCCGCAAUCCGUGUGACUAGGAAGAAGCGUGUAGAUCGCAAGAAGCAGCAAUCGGAAAGAAAUGUUUUCCAAUGCUUUGUCUUUGGUCCAAAGAAGGCUGGGAAGUCUGCAUUAUUGGAUUCUUUUCUUGGAAGGCCAUUUUCUGAAACUUAUAAUCCAACCACUGAGGAGCGUUAUGCGGUUAGUGUUGUUGAUCAACCUGGGGGACCCAAGAAAACCCUAGUAAUGAGAGAAAUUCCUGAAGAUGGAGUUGAGAAAUUUCUCAGAAAUAAAGAGGCUUUGGCUGCAUGUGACAUAGCUGUGUUUGUUCACGACAGUUCUGAUGAGUCAUCCUGGAAGAGAGCAACUGAGUUGCUGGUAGAAGUUGCUAGUCAUGGUGAGACUACUGGCUUUGAGGUACCUUGCCUCAUUGUUGCAGCUAAAGAUGAUCUGGUUGCAUUCCCAUCGGCCAUUCAACAUUCUACGAGGGUUAGCCAGGAUAUGGGAACAGAGGCUCCUAUACCUAUCAGCGCAAAGUUGGGUGAUUUCAACAAUGUGUUUCGUAAAAUUGUAACUGCCGCGGAGCACCCUCACCUGAGCAUUCCUGAGACUGAGGCUGGAAGGACCCGCAAGCAAUACCAUAAGAUCCUUAACCGAUCUCUAAUGUUUAUUUCAGUGGGAGCUGCAGUGGCCAUGGUUGGAGUGGCGGCUUACCGAGUCUAUGCUGCGAGGAGGAAUGCCUCCGGUUAAACAAUUGAGGAUGAAGUUCCCGUUGAGUUUAUCCGUUGCGACCGCUAGUUGCAUUACUGCUUCAUAAACUCUUGUAAUUUUUCAUUUCGAGAUUAAACUUGUAAUUAACAACUAGCAAGUGCUAUUCUUUUGAUCAGUCGGGAAUUGUUUGGGUUGUUGUUAGCUUGCGUUGCGAGGGAUUGGCGCAAGGUCCACAACUUGUUCGUCACAAUAUGUAGAGAGGAUUCAUAUUGAGGUUAGGGAGAAAAUGUUGUGUCAAGAGGAAAGAGAGAGUAAAGGGCAAAAAAUUGAAAACAUUUUGUGCUCUUUAGUUGGUUUAUGUAUCUCUUUUGAUUGUCGAUUCA